GGGAAUGGCACCUGAGGCAGCAUCACCAGCCCUGCUCAAACCAAGGGCUUUCUGCUUUUUGCCUCUCUGAUGGCAAAGCCCAGUAGCCAGAUGGAGAAGGAAGCAGGACUGGUUUGACAGAAUUUGUGAUGAAUUGGUUCUGGCUGUUCCCAUCUCCCCGUAGUGCUGCUGGUGCUGUCCCUGGCUGCUGCAGGGCAAGGAGAUGCCAACUUGCCCUUGGCAUGGUGGGGACGCAUGUGUGAGUCGCUCCUUGUGCCCUGGUGCUGCACCCUGGCAGGGUGGGACACCCCUUCAGCCACCCACACCGAGUGGCAGUGGUCAGCUGGCACAAGGCUGAGCGUGCAUGUGGGACCCCACCACAAUGGCCAUGCUCCUGCACUGGCACCACUAGCAUCUGUGUGGGCCCUGCCAAUGCCCCCCAUGGCUGCAGCCCCCCUGCCAUGGGGACAGUGCCGCUGGGCCAUACAGAGCAGACCUGGCACACAUCGGUGCCAGGCACCACAGGGCAGACUGGAGCCAGAGGAGCCACCCCAUGCCCCAUGCUCCCAUGUGCCUGCAGUGCCCACCAGCCUGCCCUACCUGCCUUGCCCUUCUUGCCCCAUUUGGGGGCCUCCCUGCUUUCUCAGGGGUUGUUUUUCUUCCUACUCCAGCCUCCCAGUGUGCCGGUAGCCACAAGGGCAGGACGUGCCACCUAUCUGAUAGGAGCAGUCUCUCUUGGCACUGCGGCUGGUGGUGGAGGGGCCGCGGCACAGUGGUUUCAGGCACGGGGAAGUACUGGCGAUGGGGUGGGGGGAGCCUCCAGCCAGGCUUCCUGAGCUGCACAGCCACCACUUCCCAGAUAAAGGUAUCACCCGGAGGAGUCACAGCAGCUCCUGGGGCACUGGGAAGGGCUGAGCAAGGCACACGCAGCCCCGGCACACAGGGUGUGGGAUGGCAGCCCGCCUGUGCCGGGGCUGGCUGCUCUCGCUGCUCCCUGCCACCCUGCUCAGCCUCCACAGCCUGACGUUGGCCCCCGAGCCGGUGACAUCCCAAGACGCUGCGCUGCUGGCAGGGGUGCCUGAGGACAUCCUCUGCUUCUCCCGCUCCUUUGAGGACCUCACCUGCUUCUGGGAUGAGGAGGAGGAGGUGGCAAGCAGGACAUGCCACUUCUACUACUGGUACAGCAGGGACGCGCCCAAGGCAUGCACGCUCUCCACGUGGCGCCACGGGGCCAGCAGGAUGCGGCACGUCUGCAUCUUCCCCGGCCAGGACGUGCGGCUUUUCACCCAGCUCCACCUCUGCGUCCUGGAUGCCACCACCAACCAGACCAAGUAUUGGCGGGAGCUCAGCGUGGACGCGGUGGGUCUCAUCGCCCCCCCAGUGAACAUCAUGGCCCGCUGGGCCGGGGCUGCAGGGCAGCUCCAUGUGUCGUGGCAGCCGCCACUCGCCGACUACCUGAACUUCUUCCUCUAUGAGGUGCGGUGCUGCCCUGCCAGCUCGCCAGAGACUCCCUGCAGUACCGGCUUGGACCCCAGCAGGCAGCGCCCCCGGGACCCCUCCAGCCAGCCAGCCAGCAGCACCCACGCAUCCACAGUGGGGACAGCUGCAGCUUCCCCAGAAGCAGGCCAGGGCCUGGUUGAGGCCAACACCUGGGUGAUCCUCCGGGACCUGCAGCCGGGGGUGAGGUACCACAUCCAGGUGCGCAGCAAGCCUGACGGCAUCUCCAUGGAUGGUGUCUGGGGGCCUUGGUCACAGGCAGUGGCUGCGGAGACACCCCGCUCCCCUGGAGACAUUGGGCUGUGCUGCAGCACCCCUGACCUGCAGCAUGUGCGCUGUGAGUGGAGCUGGGACCCCGCAGAGCCCCACGGCUCCCACCAGCUCUUCUACCAGGCAUCUCCGAGCGGGGCCAGCACAAGGGAAGACGGAUGGCAGCAGUGUGAGGAGGUGAGUGUGGGGGCACAGGGCACCCACUCCUGCACCUUCCAGCCCCAGGCUGGCAGCGCCAUCUCUGUCCUGGUGAAUGUCACCCAGCCUCACAGGCUGCCCACACUCAGCUACUUCAAGGAACCCUUCUGGCUGCACCAGGCUGUGCUCACAGAUGCCCCGCAGCUCACGCAGGCGACGGUGUCGCAGGGCCAGCUGAGCCUGCAGUGGCUGCCACCCCUGGAGGCACUUGCGGAGCAUCUGGACUACCAGGUCCGCUAUGCUGUGGAGAACAGCUAUGACUGGAAGGUCCUGCAGGUCCCGCGGGCAGCCAGGAAAGAAGUCCUGGACCUACGACCAGGUGCCCGCUACUGCGCCCAGGUGCGGGCGCAGCCCAGCGGGCCAUGGUACCAGGGCAGCUGGAGCGCCUGGUCCAAACCUGCCGUGGUAGAUGCCACGGCUGAUGCGGGCUGGAUCAUCCCGAGCGUUACGGUGGUGCCGCUGCUCUUCACAGGAGUGCUCCUGGGGCUGCGGUGCACCUUCCCCUCACUCUACAGCAACGUGAAGCAGAAGCUAUGGCCCCCCGUCCCUGACCUGCACCGCGCACUGGGCAGCUUCCUCCACGAGAGCAGCAAGCACGGGCAGGCCAACGCCUUCUACAAGCAGCCGCCGGAGGAGGCCGUCCUGCCCUGCCUGCUGGAGGUGCUGCCCGGCCCGCGGGGGGAGGCGGCCGCGCCGCCCCCGCCGCCGGGGCACGCUGCCGGCCGCCUGCCCAGCACCGACAUCGCCAACCAGUCCUACCUGCUCAUGAGCGGCUGGGAGCCGCGCGGGCCACCCUGAGCCGCGCCCCCCGCCGCCACAUAAACAAAUCGAACAGCCA
Molecule: messenger RNA, 2782 nt
Organism: Phalacrocorax carbo (great cormorant)
Lineage: Eukaryota; Metazoa; Chordata; Aves; Suliformes; Phalacrocoracidae
Source: RefSeq, a predicted model, not a curated record